Cokeromyces recurvatus is the source of this 3130-nucleotide messenger RNA. Its product is annotated as vacuolar protein 14 C-terminal Fig4p binding-domain-containing protein. The record is from RefSeq and is a predicted model, not a curated record. Gene Ontology annotation, cellular component: PAS complex; fungal-type vacuole membrane; endosome membrane. Lineage: Eukaryota; Fungi; Mucoromycota; Mucoromycetes; Mucorales; Mucoraceae. The transcript has 8 exons. The coding region runs from base 96 to 2981 and encodes 961 amino acids. Gene Ontology annotation, biological process: positive regulation of kinase activity; phosphatidylinositol biosynthetic process.
UUUUUUUUUAACAUAAUAAACAAAUACGCCAUUUUUAAUAUACAUUUUUAUAUACGUAUUUUUUUUAUUCUUUAAUUUGUAACAUAUAUCCUCGAAUGGAAGUCAGCAUUUUCUCACCAGGUUUAGUUAAAGGGUUAACAGAUAAAAUAUAUGACAGAAGGAAAGCGGCUGCUUUAGAAAUUGAAAGACUUGUACGAGAAAAUGAAGAUUCUAAAGAAAGAAUUACACAAAUUGUAGAUGCACUUGUUCAAGAAUUUGUUUAUUCUAAUAAUCCAUAUGCUCGUUAUGGUGGUUUAAUAGGCUUAGCAGCAACCUCAAUUGCAUUAGGAUCUGGGGUAUCUGAAUAUUUGAACAUGAUCGUCCCACCCAUUUUAUCAUGCUUUAGCAAUCAAGACCAGAAAGUAAGAUACUAUGCCUGUGAAAGUAUGUACAAUAUUGCCAAAGUAGCUAAAGGUGAAGUUUUAAGAUAUUUCAAUAGUAUUUUUGAUGCCUUAUGCAAGUUGUCUGCUGAUUCUGAAAUUAGUGUAAAGAAUGGAGCAGAGCUACUUGAUCGACUUAUAAAAGAUAUUGUUUCAGAACUAUCAACAACUUACGUCUCACCUUAUAAUGAACCUUUGAAUACAGUAGAAGCUGGUGGUGAAGAACUGGAUACGCCUUCUUCAUUACCACGUAACACUGCCUUUUCAUUACCUCGCUUUAUUCCCCUUCUUAGUCAACGUAUCUAUGUACGUAAUUCAAAUGCUCGUCAAUUCUUGGUAUCUUGGAUGUGUGUCUUGGAUUCGAUUCCUGAUCUUGAAUUAAUAUCCUUUUUACCAGAGUUCUUGGAUGGAUUAAUUCGUUGUCUGAACGAUGUGAGCGAAGAUGUCAGGGUUGCAACAAGCGGAUUACUACAGGAGUUUUUAAAUGAAAUUAAGGAAGCAGCAGCAGCUCGCGAAUUACAACUUCAACAGCAAGAAGAAAGGAAACGAAAAAUGAAACAGGAAGAAGGGAGAGUCAAGGUAAAAGAAAUGAAGGAAGAAGGGAAUGAUAAAGAUGGAGAAGAAAAGGAAAGAAAGGAGCGAAAGGAAGAAGGAGAUGAAGAGUUCAAGACAGAACGACAAGAUGAAAAAGAAGAAGAUGCUCUAAUUGAUUCAGAGAAUGAUGGUCAUGGGAAGGGAACAUAUGUGCCUGGCCAGGGUGUGAUUGUUCAAUAUGGCAAGAUUGUAGAAAUAUUAGUGCCUCAUUUAUCAUCAUCUGAAGAAGAUAUUCAAAGAACAGCUUUAUUAUGGAUUAAUGAGUUUAUAGAAAUUACUAAAGAUGUUAUCAUUCAAUACACUCCUGAGAUUAUUAAAGCUGUCUUACCUUCACUUGCACACACUGUCACUGGUAUUCGCAAUAUUGCAUUAGAAACAAAUCAGAAUUUGCAAAAAUUAGUAUUAGAGACACCUAUUCAUGUCCCUGAGCCUAUAACGAGUAAAAGUGAUCCAUCAGGAGGUACCCAAAUUUUACAACAACAACAACAACAACAACAACAAAAGAAGAAAUCAUUGAUGUUUAGUCGGGUUGAUAAUGACCGUGAUCCAUUUGAUUAUCAAACUACUGUGGCUAAUUUACGUCUUCAAUUUUUGAAUCAACAUGAAGAAACUCGCAUAGCCAGUCUGGAUUGGCUCUUAAUGUUACAUAAAAAAGCGCCUAACAAAAUUUUAGCGUCUGAUGAUGGAACAUUCCCUGCACUUUUAAAAACAUUGUCAGAUUCAUCAGAAGAAGUAGUGCGUAAGGAUUUACAGUUACUAGCACAGAUAUCCUUCUAUUCAGAUCAUAGUUACUUUCGUAGUUUUAUCAUGUCUCUUCUAUCGUUGUUUAGCACAGACCGUCGUCUGUUGGAGACCCGAGGUAGUUUGAUUAUUCGUCAACUGUGUAUGAGCCUUGAUCCAGAGCGUAUCUAUUGUACAAUCGCUGAUAUCUUGGAGCAAGAUGAGGAUCUCGAAUUUGCAAGUACUAUGGUUCAAAAUUUAAAUAUUAUUUUGAUUACUGCUUCUGAAUUAACUGACUUACGCAAGAGGCUUCGAAAUUUGGAUUCAAGAGAGAAUCAACGUUUGUUUAAUACUCUAUAUCGAUCCUGGUGUCAUAAUGCUGUUUCCACCUUUUCUUUAUGUCUAUUGUCUCAAGUUUAUGAACAUGCUGCUAAUAUGCUUCAAAUCUUUGCCGAAUUAGACAUUACUGUCAAUAUGCUUAUACAGAUUGAUAAGCUUGUACAAUUACUAGAAUCACCAGUAUUUACAUAUCUUCGCCUUCAAUUACUGGAGCCCGAAAAAUACCCAUAUUUAUUUAAAUGCUUGUAUGGAAUAUUGAUGUUACUUCCUCAGUCCUCUGCUUUUUCAACCUUACGAAAUCGAUUGAAUAGUGUUUCAUCACUUGGAUUUCUUCAUGUUUUACCUAAAAGCCCCGUCACUUCUACCAUAUCCACUGAUAAAAAGCAACUUAAAACAACUACAUUUAAUAGUAAAAAUACAGAAGAAAUCAAUACGAUUAAAUAUCAAGACCUUUUAACACAUUUUAAAAAUGUUCAGUCGAGGCAUGAAACACAAAGAAGAGAAUUUUUACAAACUGCAUCACGUACAGCAACAACACAGACACCAAGUCCUAAUACAGGAGCUCAAGCCCGUUCAAGAAGAUCUAGGAUUAUUUACAAUGAUGGUAAUAAUUAUGCAUUAUCUAGUAAUAAUCAACAACCUUCCUCAUUGACAGUUCAUCAUAAUAAAGGAGCAGGACUCGCAUUAAGUAAUACAUCUUCAGGACAUCAUUUAUCAGUAGGAACAGGAGGGAUUCGAAAUGGUAUAGCCAAUCUUAGUUUUAUGACCUCAACUGCUGGAUCCAACCAUGAUACAUCUAUGACACACACUAACAAUGAACAUUUAAACACUACAAACCCAACUAAUAAUAACAACAACACUAAUAAUACGCGUAUGAUAGGAACAACAAGAAGAAAUAGAAGAGUAUGAACGCACAUAAUAUAUAUGUCUAUAAAUAUAAAUAGUUAUGUGUAUAUUGAAGUAAUAUUACAACUCCCUUUAUUUAAGCACUUUUUAAAUACAUUUUUUAGAUUUCAUUUUUUUUUUUAAAAAAAAAAUUUAAUUAAGCCAUAAUUUUU